Daldinia caldariorum is the source of this 1185-nucleotide messenger RNA. RefSeq lists its product as uncharacterized. Gene Ontology annotation, molecular function: ubiquitin protein ligase activity. The coding region runs from base 1 to 1185 and encodes 394 amino acids. Gene Ontology annotation, cellular component: synaptonemal complex. Gene Ontology annotation, biological process: reciprocal meiotic recombination. NCBI's taxonomy places the organism in Eukaryota, Fungi, Ascomycota, Sordariomycetes, Xylariales, Hypoxylaceae. The transcript has 4 exons. The record is from RefSeq and is a predicted model, not a curated record.
AUGGAACAUAUGCUGCGUUGUAAUAACCUCAAAUGUCGAAAGGAACUUGGCGACCGGGCGUUAGUGACUACGUGCAGUCAUAUCUUCUGUACCGAUUGUGCUGCUCGCCUAGGUCUGACAUCACAGAGGCACGAGCAUCGCAACUCGUGUCCUGCAUGUAAUACCCCCUUAACUAAUCCUGAUGACGCUGUCAUCUCGAACCUUAACCCUAGCGAGGAUUAUAAGACGAGCGUUCUCAGCGGCCUUAGUCCAUAUGUUAUUAUCGAAUGCGCGAGUCGAGCCCUAAGCUUUUGGGCCUACCAGGCUACCCAGGAAGUCUUUUACCAUGAGAAGCUUGGAGCGACACUUACUGAGAAAUACUCGAAUCUCAAUGUCCAUCUCGACAAAGUUAUUAACGAUGCCAACUUGGAAAUCUCCCGUUUAGAAGGCAAACUUUCAGGUAUGGCAAUGGAGCACGAAAGUUUGCGUAGAAAGAAUGACGAGUUAGCACAAGGGUACAAGGAAAAGAAUCGAAAACUCCUACAAAUACAGGAGUUGUACGAUAAGCUUAAGCAAAGAGCUAUGCUCGGACAGAUGCAAGAUGCUGCCGAAGAUGCAGUCGACUCGGCGCUUCACGGGCCGUCAUUGGACAGAAGCCAAGUCGAGGAUAGUAGCCGAAACCUUCCCGAUUUUCAAGAGCACGGGAUGUCUUAUGCGCAUCAGCGACCAGCGCUUCAUGAGCAAGAAAGAAUAUCCGCUCCAUAUCAUCACCAGGGAUUGCGGCAAAACUACAACAGUUCUUGGCCAGGGACUGUGGGAGUUCAACAAAAUAUCCCCGUUACUCCUUCAACUCAUCGUCAACGCCUUGGCGAAACCCCCGGUAUUGGUCUGGCCACUAUUCCCGGUCUUGUAUCAGGGACUCCUCAAGCGCACCAAGCCAACGUGAGCAUACGAGCACAACAGCAUGCCAUACCCUCAAGCAACCUCCAAAGUGGUAUUAGGUUCCCUGCAGUUGGAUUGAGCUCCGGAUUAAAGGUUAGCCACGAUGGGAGUAAUAGCUCUGGCGGGCUUUCUGCAUCGUUGGCAAGACCACGAGCGGUGGCCCAAAGACCUACGCCAUUGUCUUCAACGUUCCAUCGCGGGCAAGCAAGCGACCAACCACAAGCUACCUUUUCUGGAUUACGAAGUAGUUUUGCAAACCUCUAA